GUCCCAUUGUUGUGGUGGAGAACAAGUUGGGUGUUGAAAGCUGGUGUGUCAAGUUUCUGCUACCAUAUGUGCACAACAAGCUGUUACUCUACCGCCAGCGUAAACAUUGGCUGGACAAGGAAGAUGAUCUGGUUCUGAUAGCUGUCAAGCCUUGAUCUUCAACUCACGCUGGAGCAGCUUCAACUGACUUUAGUGGAUAUCACAUCCACCUUGUUGCUGCUUAAUCCUGACUUCACGACUGCAUGGAAUGUCAGAUAUUGCAGGACGCAUCUUCUGCACAAGAGAUUAACUUCAAACCAGCAGAUGCUGAAUCUCCAAUCUUUGGUACAUUCCAAAAGUUGCCAGACUGAUAAAGUACCUGUUCAUGAGAAAGGAACACUUAUCUUUCCGACAGCAGAGAGAAUACCUCAACAUGUAUUUCAACCUCAGGAAGGAGUUGAUUCAGUGUGGAGUUCUUGAUCCAGAAAAAGACCUCUAUCUGGGCAAGUUGGCACUCACUAAAUUCCCCAAGAGUCCGGAGACGUGGAUACAUCGACGCUGGGUGCUACAUCAAACUCUCACACGGCUCUCAGCUGCUGAUUCAAGCGGAAAGCAGAACCCGCCUGAAGCAGAGCAGGCAGAUGUAGAAAGGAAUCAGCAGCUCAAUUACCAUCUUACUCAAAUGUUCCACACAGAGCUAAAUGUUUGCUCUGAUGCUGCAUGUAGUUAUCCCAGCAACUACAAUGCUUGGUCCCACCGCAUCUGGGUGCUGCAACACAUGGCCAAAGGUAAUGUUGAGGUUUUCCAUGAUGAGCUGUCCACCAUGCGUCAAUGGGUGUCGAUGCAUGUAUCCGACCAUAGUGGCUUUCACUACCGCCAAUUCCUGCUCAAGGAGCUAAUUGAUGAGUUUUCUCUGAUACCAGCUCCCAACAAAAACUGCUCGGAUCAAUAUCAGUCAAGGACAGUGCCUAGAAGCUGGCUGUUACGUUCCAUCAACGUCAAUGCCUUUAGGCAGCAGCCAGGAAUAGAGACAAUGAAUGAAGAUGACUGGGAGCCUGAAUUAGCAAGACUGUUUGAGCUCUUCCACCAGGAGAUGGAACUGUGUUCAGACCUGAUCCGGUCUUUCCCUGGACAUGAGACCCUUUGGAGUCACAGGCGGCAUGUCUUCUAUUUGUGGCACCAAUGGAGGUGGGAACACCAGGUAUUUUACUUAAACAGGAAUGGAAGCACUGUCCUCAAUAACAUUGAUGACACAACUCGACUGAAGCCUGGCACUGAGGACUGUGGAGAAUGGGGAGCUGGCACAAUGGAGGUAGAUGGCAGAUCCUUCCCUGUUCCUAGUGACAGCAAGCGUCUGAAGAGGGGUUUCCGUUCUUCAAACCUCCCCAGCCUGUCCUCGGAGUGCACAUUUUUGAGCACUGUUUUAGAGAGGCAAUGUAACCCUGAGCAGAGACACUUUGGCCUGGCUUACAAAAAGUGGUUAGAUUCUGUAAUUGGUAAGGUGCUUGAAGAAAAUUAAUUGAUGGACCCAUUAUUUUUAAUAGUGACCUUAAAUUUGCUUUUAGUGCUGACUAGUAUUAUAUUGAUGCAUUGUUUCCAUUAGGAACCAAGUACAGCGCAACAUAGUUUCUUGUUUUUUAAUUUUCACUGAAUCAGUUUGUUUGUGUUUUUUGCUUUCUUCGGACAAUCAUUCCAUAUCUUGGUCAUUUACCUAUCCCAUCUUCAUGGUCUCUUUUUUUUGUCCUACUCUGUCCUCGUUCUAGAGACCUAGAGUCCUUUUAAUGUAUUCGUGCAAAAAGUGCACACUUGACCCAUGUUUAACUGACAUUUUGCUUUGCUUGCUGCCAUUUCAUUUUAUGUUGUGACUGUAGAGUUCCUUUAUCUGUGUUAUUGCAGAAGUGGUUUAUUAGAUGUAAAGAUUACUGUCCCAACUUUGUCAAAGGAUUGGUGUGGGACUAAUAGUUGUUAUGAACCUCAAAUGCACACUCCCUUUAACCAAGUAAGGUAUGAACAGAUUCCCUUUUCUCAGCAUUUUUUUUUUUGCUUUAAACCCUCAUCGUAAUUAAUACAAACAACAUCGUGAGUGACAUUAAAUCAUGACGGUAACGCGUAGCGCCAAAAGAGCAGGUAAGGGUUUUAAUGCCUUACUUAAGGACACCACAAUUGUUAAUCUGCUGAGUAUACGCAAUUUAUUCUCAGUGUGUAGUAAAAUCCUACCAUAGAUUGCAAAAAAAGUUACAUAGACUCUCGUCAUAACAUAGUGCGCUAGCUUGUCAUCUGGAGUGGUGUACUGAAUAAAUAGCCAGAGAAUAUUAUAUUAUUAUUUUAUCAGAAUAGAUGUUGUUUUAUCACAUGUAAAAAAAAUAAUAAUAAUAAUAAAUAAAUAAAACUCCACAUUUACUGUUCCAAGCUACCAUUGUUAUGUUACUCACUGCUUCAGGUAUUUAUUUUCUGACGUAUGAAUUGAAAUGCAAUUUUUUGUCAAUAUUGUGGCGGUUCUAAUUUUAAUGUCCUUUUUCAAAUUUGGUAGCUGGCAGCAAGAAAAAAACCUGUCCAGUUACAGUUGGCAAGUGUGUGCUGUCUCUUCAUAUGUCAUCUUAAAGUACUGUUUUACAUUUACUCAACUAGGAGACAUACAUCUGACUGGAAUUAAAUAAAAUGGUAAUAUUUAGGCUACAUAAAGAUUUAAUGCUUGCACACAAAUUGAUUGCAGUAAUUCCUUGCUAUAUUCUGGUUCACUUAAUGUAGAUACACUGCAUUGUGGAGUGUUUUGCUGUGUGUUUUUGGUUCAGUAAGAUUUGCAGUCUAUUUGAGUGUAAUGUGUCAGUUGUGCCUCACAUAAGGACAAAUGGGCCCUUUGUAGCAGGAGAGAAACAUUAUUGAGCAAUUGUUAUUUCACAGAUUUGGCAAGUUACCAUGUUGCUUACUAAUAAAUUAAUGAAUAGAAUAACACUGUUUAACACACAGACCACAGUGAGAGUUUCAUGAAAUAAAAUCAAGAAUACCAACCUAGCCUAGUACAGUAUUGUACUAAUACAGUAAAGGUAAUGCUAACACUCAUAACAGUAUGGAGCAAAGAGCUAAAGAGCAAUGCUUAGUAUGAUUUUUGCAGCUGUAGUUAAGAGCACUCCAACAAAUUCUGGAAAGCAGCAGCAGCAAAGGACCAAGACACAAUGACCAGGACCAUGACCGUUCCCUAUGACACCGACACCAUCACUGUGAGUCAGUCUGCCUGAUUGUUUAGCUAGAAAAUCGCCUGUGUUUCAUAUGUCCCCAUGGGCUGACUUUCAUGUCAUUCAAGCAGACCACACCUAUGUUUUAUAGCAGGGGUCAUCAACCUGCGACUCUGUCACCCUUAUGUUGUGGCUCAGUGUCGCCUGGGAAAAUAAAUGUCAGAUUGAAGUGC
This is a messenger RNA of Syngnathoides biaculeatus (alligator pipefish), 3385 nucleotides long. RefSeq names its product protein prenyltransferase alpha subunit repeat containing 1 (gene ptar1). Gene Ontology annotation, cellular component: cytoplasm. Gene Ontology annotation, biological process: protein prenylation. The coding region runs from base 365 to 1498 and encodes 377 amino acids. Lineage: Eukaryota; Metazoa; Chordata; Actinopteri; Syngnathiformes; Syngnathidae. Gene Ontology annotation, molecular function: protein prenyltransferase activity. The transcript has 8 exons. The record is from RefSeq and is a predicted model, not a curated record.